Messenger RNA from Tigriopus californicus, 3070 nucleotides. RefSeq lists its product as uncharacterized. Lineage: Eukaryota; Metazoa; Arthropoda; Copepoda; Harpacticoida; Harpacticidae. The record is from RefSeq and is a predicted model, not a curated record. The transcript has 3 exons. Bases 16 to 2928 code for a protein of 970 amino acids.
AAAGAAAACAGUGACAUGAGGACAAGGUUCUCAGCCCUGCCCAGGGCUUCAUUGGGAUUGGGCCUUUUGUUGUGCUUCGGAGGCGGUGCUCGAGGAAUCCAAGUGACUGACACGCCCAAUCAACCCAAGGAUGAUCCAGGGUUCAUCCCUGACUUCUUCAAGCGAUUCCCAACCCUGCCUUUUAGUGAGAGAACCGUUCGAUCCACUCAAGCUGGAAAUCGCUUAGGUCCCUCCGAGAGCUCAAAGUCAUUCAAUGAAGCCAUGUCAAACUUUGCAUCCAGCUCUUACCCUGAACCAACGCCAGCAAUUAGACCGUCCCCUAGAACCGAAGUUACAGCGCCCAUGUCGCCAAGUAACAACCAAGGGAACACUUAUCAGUCACCCCCUAAAAUGGUGCGCAUCACGCAACCAAUGGUAUUCCUACCCCGCUACCCCCACGAAUCCAACUCUGAGCCAAAAAUGAUUCAUCGCCAGAGUCUGAAGACAAAUGAUGUGAGCACGGGAUUCGUGAUAUCAUCCCCUUUCAAGGGUACCAAGUUUGGGGAUGAAAGGGACCAGUUCAAUCCAUUUAUGAGGCAUGAAAGAAGCAGGUCUACCACAACUGCUGCCACUACCGCCACUAUCACAACAACAAUCCCCGUUUACAUACGAAGCACCACAUCGUCGGGUUAUGUGGAGCCACAAGAGUCCAGGAACCUGCCGUCAGGAACCCCGUUGUACCGAGAGGCUCUCAAUGGACGGGAAACUUAUGGCUCUCCAACUCCAUUAAUAACCGUUCAUGACCUGAAGACAGCGGACCCGUACUCAGCCCAAGAGCAAGAGCAUAAGAACUUCCUGGAUCAGGCUGAAAAUGAUAUAAUUAGUGGGAAAGGUCGACCUCAUUUAGAAUUCCCACCGUCACCCACCAAAGAGCCGCAAUAUGUUCCAAAUUACUUUAAAGAUCUACCAGAUUAUUCAGAGGAAGAUGAGGAGAAUGAUGAGUUCGAUGAAGGCCACAAUGAAGAAGGGAGAUUUAGAAGUGAACAAGACUACGAUCAAGGCCCUAAAGAUGCAUUUGGAGAUUUUAAAUUUGCGGACACCAGACCUACUCAAGAACAGCCUCAGGAACUCGGCGAUUUCACACAGUUUGGACCCACUCAAUCUGAAGAUGAAGGGGACAUUGGUCCACUAAAUUUUCACGCUGUUACAGAGAAGCCUUUUGGGGUAGGAGAACCAGACUUCAUGGACUACGACGACAAAGACGUACAAAACCAAAAGAAUCCUGGUGGAACGCAACCCUCUAGUCAUGCCAACCAUCUAUUUGGGGAUGUGUUUCCCGAUUUUUCGGAUGAAGGACCAUUGGGCCACUCAGCAGGCAGCGGUAGUGGGAACGGAGAUUAUGGGGAGGACUACCAUGGAUACAAUGGAGGGAACAAUCAAUAUGAUGGGGACUACCAAGGUAGCUUUAAUCCAACCUCUCCGCCACAUCCUACCAGCAUUGCAGCGAUUUUGAAAAGUCAAAACCAAGUCCCUCCUUUCCCUCCAAGUAUAAUACAAGGAGCCCCAGGGACAGGCCUUGGGCUUAACGGAGUAACACAUUUGGGUCCCAGGCAACAUGGGCACCAAGGCAAGGAGAGGCCAGAGGGGCCAAAUGGCGCGGAAUAUGAAGAUUCCGAUCCAAAUUCUGGGUUUGAUGACGGAGACUACUAUGAGAAAGCCCAUGACGAGGCCGCCCAGGAUUAUGAGGACAAUUUUGAUUAUGAUACUCCUCCCUCAGUUCCUGAAAUCAAGCAAGGUUUCAACCAAGGUAGACAUCCAGGGCCAGGACAAUUCAGAGACUUUCAAAGGGUGCGAAGGCGGAGACCAUUCCAUCACUAUCAAUUCAGAAAUCAACCAAGUGGCCCAAUUCCGAGGUUUAACCAGCAACAGAUUGGUAACAAGUUCCGCUCCCGUCCCUUGUUUGAUGUAACGCAGCUAGGAUUUGGUAACAUCAGGCCGAACCCAGCAUACCCCGAUCCCUUACCCAUUUCUCUUCCCGUUGAGCAACUCCCCCAAGCAAUCAGGGAACAACUAAAUUCAGGGCCAGGAUCCCACAGACAUCCAAGUCCUCCGGGAAUUGGAUUGAAUAAUGAUUACGCCAAUGGAGAGGACCCAGAAAACACUGACAAUGAGAAUUUCCACGGUAAUGAGGCAGACUUGAGUAAUGAUUUAAGCCUGUAUGGACCUCAAUUUGAUGAGAGUCUAUUGGAUGACCCUAAGCUAUACAAUAAACCCAACAGCUAUCAAGCCCAAGAGGGCCUUAGUCCUCAGUUCAGAGGUCUACCCAACCACUCCCCACCACGACACCCAGGCAGUCGAAUUAAGGGCAGAUUGGCCGGGCACAAACUCCGCCGACCAAUUGUUCUUCGUCAAGCCCAAAUUCGACUUCGACAAAAACAACGUGGCCCACACCUAAUUCGUAAUCGACGUCCCCGGCCACCCACUGGCAAUGUACCAAAUUAUGAUUACCACGAGGAGCAAGUCGAAGAGCAAGUAGGGUUUAACGACGAGUAUUCAGAUUACACCGAUGGUCCAGAGUUGAGGGAAUUGGCUAAUCUGGGACCUUCUGCAAACGAAUUUGACCUAUCAGAAACAGGUUUUGCUGAUCUCAGUGAGUUUGAAGACGAGGAGUCAGCUGAUCGGCCGAGACAACCCGCACCUAGUCCUCAGGCAAGAGAAGUACCGCAAUUUCCAGUACCGGAUAGACCCAACCUCUUAACGCACUGGAUUGCCGGAACCCCCACCCAUAUUCUGAUCAAGGAGGGGAAUGAACACAAACUUAAAAAGAUCAAAUGGAAGAAACACCCUCUGCCUGUUUUACGCCAUGGACCCCCUCAAUAUGUGCCAAGUGAGGCCCUUCGCCGUGGGAUCAAAAUUGCCCCACGUCAAAUUCAGCCUCAAGUCCAAUGAAUAAUGCAUAAAUGCCCGUGGGGUCGUGGUCAAUUAACAUACCAUUAAUAUUACUCCAAAUUGGAAUGUGAUUGGGAUCUGAAGCUCGAAUUGCUUUCAGGUAAAGCUACAGUGCGUAGAAAAAUAAAGUUUUGCUUGAUUA